This is a messenger RNA of Coniophora puteana RWD-64-598 SS2, 726 nucleotides long. Its product is annotated as NADH-quinone oxidoreductase. Gene Ontology annotation, biological process: mitochondrial respiratory chain complex I assembly; mitochondrial electron transport, NADH to ubiquinone. Gene Ontology annotation, cellular component: membrane. Gene Ontology annotation, molecular function: 4 iron, 4 sulfur cluster binding; NADH dehydrogenase activity. The coding region runs from base 1 to 726 and encodes 241 amino acids. The transcript has 6 exons. The record is from RefSeq and is a predicted model, not a curated record. Lineage: Eukaryota; Fungi; Basidiomycota; Agaricomycetes; Boletales; Coniophoraceae.
AUGUCUUUUGCUCGUCCUCGCCUGGCCCUUGGCCUGAGCCCCCGGGCCUUCACAGUAUCUCCUCAUGCCCAGCUAAGGGCUUCCGCUCUUGCGUUUCGCCAACUCAGCACCACCCGACGCGCCUUGGCCGAACCGGUUGAGCAGCGUGGCCGCUUCGAAGGGCCCACUGCUAUCAAGUCUCCAUCUCUCGGAAGCGGUGGACUGACUGCCGCUGAUGAGCCAGGGAAGGAUGUGAAUCCCUACAAGGACGGACCCAGCGCCAUUGACAAGGCCGUCCACAUGUUCUUCUUCACCGAGAUCCUCCGAGGCAAGAUGUUCCGCUCGGAGCCAUACACCAUCAUGUAUCCAUAUGAGAAGGGACCGCUGUCCCCUCGCUUCCGCGGUGAGCACGCUCUGCGGCGUUAUCCUAGUGGAGAGGAACGGUGCAUCGCUUGCAAGCUGUGCGAAGCCAUUUGUCCUGCUCAAGCAAUCACCAUCGAGAGCGAGGCUCGCCAGGACGGUUCGAGACGGACCACCAAAUACGAUAUUGACAUGACUAAAUGCAUCUACUGUGGUUUCUGUCAAGAAGCUUGUCCUGUUGACGCAAUCGUUGAGACCCAAAAUCAGGAAUUCUCGACGGAAACUCGCGAGGAGCUGCUGUACAACAAGGAGAAACUUCUGGCAAAUGGUGACAGGGCGGAGGCUGAGAUAGCCGCGAACUUGCAUUCUGACCAUGUGUACCGGUGA